AUGAAGAUGGAUCCGCAGAGCCCGCUCCUCGAGGAGAUGUCCCGCGACGCCCCGGACCAGGAGGAUCACUCGUUUUACGAAGACACCCCGGCGUACAAAGCCCUCAAGGACGCCAACGUGCUCGAGACCAAGUACCGGCGCUCGAGCGUCGAGGACAUAUUCACGGGCACGGACGUCGUUGCCCGCGCAAACAAGGCGUCGAACCUCGCGGCGCGCUGCGCGCACGGCUACUUCUGCCUCCCGGGCCUCGGCUGCUGCCUCUACCACGCGACGCACAUGGAGCUCUUCGUGCCCGCGGGCCACGUCGGGCUGUUGAUGGACGGCGAGAACCGCUACCUCUUCGCCCAGCCGGGCAUGCACAACAUCCAGUCCAUCUUCAUCCGCAGCGUCGGCACGAAGCCCCUGCGCGGCCUCAUCCAGCACGGCAACCGGACGAUCGUCGUCGUCGAGCAGGGCUACCUCGGCUACGCGCGCGACAACGGCCAGCCCGUGCUCCUGCCGCCGGGCAUCCACGUCUGGACGUCCGAGUCGCUCGAGUUCGUCGAAUCGAAGCCCCUCGACGACCACCUCUGCCACUUCGGGCCCUACACCUUGGUCACGGUCGACGAGGGCUACGCGGCGGUGACCCAAAACAACGGGCGCCAGCACAUCCUCGACGGGGGCUUCACGCACUUCCUCAGCCACAAGAACUGGCGCUUCGAGAAGUUCAUGACCCUCAAGAUCCAGACCGACGAGCUCGAGCGCAUCGAGGCGACGUCCGCGGACAACAUCAACAUGACCGUGACGAGUACUGUGAACUGGCGCAUCAAGGAAGUGAGGGUCGCCGCGACGAUGGCCGCGGAGACCAUGAACUCGUCCGGCACGGGCACGGUCUCCGCGGACAUCUCGAAGCUCCGCCGCGACGUGCUCAAGCAGGCCAUCGCGUCGCUGGCGGGCUUCAUCGGGUCGGUGAACUACUCGAACAGCUUCCACGUCGCCGCCGCGGCCCAGGCGUCGCGCGAGGCGCCGCCCCUCGCCGAGGCGGUGCCCGUCGCUGACGAGGAGACGCCGCCGGCCUUCAACGACAACCCUUUGUACGACGAGGAGAAGAUGUCGUCGGCCGUCGAGCACGCGAACAAGGUCACGCGGACCUACGGCGUCGAGAUCAUGUCCAUCAACAUCAUCUCCGCGACGCCCUGCGACCAGGCGCUCACGCGCGCGCUCGCGUCGGGCGCCGUCGCGUCCGCGGAGGCGCUCCAGGCCGAGACCGCGGCGCGCGGCCAGGCCCGCGCGAUCUCCAUCGCCGCCGAGGCCGAGGCGUCGCGCUGCAAGAUCGCGGCCGAGGGCGAGGCCAACGCGAAGCUCGUCCACGCGCGCGCCGACGCCGAGGCCGAGCGCACGCGCGCCGAGGGCGCCAAGCAGGCCGCGGACCUCAUCGCGUCGUCGGAAGUCGCCGUCGACCUCGCGAAGAUGGACCGGUCCGCGAAGAUGCUCAGCGGCGGCGAAAAGUACUUCUUCGGCCAGGAGCCGAGCAUGCUCUCCAACAUCGUCCUCCGUUCGGAGCCGGGCACGAUGCGCAUGACGCACCUGAAGGUGAAGCUCAAGUCGAAGCAGCUCCAGGAGAACCGCUUCGAGGAGAUCCGCAAGGACAACACGCUCCUGCUGCGGAAGAUGGCGUCCAUCAUCACGACGCCGAGCCUCGGCGCGGCGGCGGGGCCCUUCCAGCUCUCCAAGUCGCUCAACUCCAUCGGGCGGAAGCGGCACCUCCAGCGCAUCGACAGCGAGAACGCGGCGAUCCUCGACCGCAUCCACGCGGCCAAGCCCACGUACCAGACCAAGGUCUGGGCCAAGGACCGGAGCCACCAGGAGACCAUCAUGAAGCGCCUCGUCAAGGUGCCCUACCACCGCAACGACGACGAGGAGGAGCGGAAGGCGCUCGAGACGCUCUCGCAGCUCCGGUCCGAGUACAGCGCCACGGAGGCGUCGGCGGCGGAGGCUUCCGCGCGCGCGUCCGCCGAGGAGGACUCGCGCUGCGCCGAGGCCGUGCGCCGCGCGAGCCGGCGGUCGAGCCAGAAGCUCGCGGGCUACCGCCGGUCCGGGCGGUCCGGCGGCGACGGCGACUCCGCGACGGCGGGCACGGCCCAGUCCCAGCUCGACGACGCGAGCCUCGGCUCCUCGAACUGCUCGUCCGCGGGCUCCUACGGCGGCGGCGCGCCGCGCCAGCCCACCGCGCGGUCCGCGCCGCGCGACGCGGCCGCGCGCGGCGGCAAGUCCCAGCGCCGCGGCGGCCCCCUCGACGCCGGCGGCGGGUCCGGCGCGCCGCGGUCGCCCGGCGGCAAGCGGUCGACCUUCAAGAUGAGCGGCGCCAAGGACCGCGAGGACCGCGCGCGCGAGCGGAGCACGCUCCUCGCGAAGACGGAGAAGCCCGCCGACGCGGCCGAGUCGUCCGACGGCUUCACCGUGGAGCCGCCGGACCUCGACGCGUCCGACGGCACCUACGUCUUCCGGCCGGGGCGCUUCCCCAUCAAGCCCCCGGACAAGGUGAGCGACGCGGACGCGCUCGACCGCGAGCUGCCGGAGAUCCGCCUCGCGGUGAAGCGCGACCACCUCCAGCUCGUCGACCGCGAGGGCCGCGCCUGCGCGACGACGUCCCUCACCAUCGAGGCCGCCACCAAGGGCGAGAACGUCGAGAUCACCAUCGAGGCCUUCGUCGACGGCUCCGACGCGCCCCACAAGGCCGCGAUCGUGACCAAGCUCCCGACGCUCGCGACCAUCGACCCGGACGCCGCGCGCAACUUCGUCAAGGCCAUCACGUCCCGCGUCGCGCGCGCCGCCGCCGCGGACUACGACGGCAAGCUCCACUCCGACGUCAACCGCCACGCGCUCGCCAAGGCCCUCCGCGGCUACCUCGCCUUCCAGGCCACCUUCGUCAUCGACGAGGAGGAGGCGGAGGAGGACCCGAAGAAGAAAUAA
Molecule: messenger RNA, 2952 nt
Organism: Aureococcus anophagefferens
Lineage: Eukaryota; Pelagophyceae; Pelagomonadales; Pelagomonadaceae
Exons: 2
Coding region: 1-2952 (983 amino acids)
Source: RefSeq, a predicted model, not a curated record